This is a messenger RNA of Cajanus cajan (pigeon pea), 2749 nucleotides long. RefSeq names its product putative cyclic nucleotide-gated ion channel 5. The record is from RefSeq and is a predicted model, not a curated record. Gene Ontology annotation, cellular component: membrane. Gene Ontology annotation, molecular function: voltage-gated potassium channel activity. Gene Ontology annotation, biological process: transmembrane transport; potassium ion transport. Lineage: Eukaryota; Viridiplantae; Streptophyta; Magnoliopsida; Fabales; Fabaceae.
UGUAUGUGCGUUGGUUCCUCUUUGCUUUUAUCUGGUAUAUGAAAGCGACUUAAUCUCUCUCAGACCGAGAUUCCGCCUUAAUUGCCUUCUUCUUCUUCUUCUUCUUCUCUCCGACUCCGUCUUCUGGUUCCGUUCAACAUCGCGUAUUUUUCUCCGACGAGCUUGUUCAUAUGUGAUCGACUGUUGAAAGAUGUUUGAUUGUGGUCACAAGUCAGAAUACAUGGGUGGCCAGCGGGAAAAUUUUUCGAGGUUGGAUACCUUGGACUCUACACUAUCUUCAUCUUCUGAUGCUGGAGUUAUAAAAUCUGGAUUCAGUAUUGAUAAAUUAAGUCAUGGUGGUCAUGGAAGCAGCACAACUUCUAGGUCUUUUAAAAGGGGAAUGAGAAGGGGAUCGGAAGGACUGAAGUCAAUUGGGCGAUCGCUUGGGUUGGGAGUAUCUAGGGCAGUGUUCCCAGAAGAUCUUAAAGUGUCAGAAAAGAAGAUAUUUGAUCCUCAAGACAAAUUUCUGCUUUUAUGGAAUAAACUCUUUGUUAUCUCAUGCAUUUUGGCUGUGUCUGUGGAUCCACUGUUUUUUUAUCUCCCAGUCAUUAACGAUUCAGUUCACUGUCUUGGCAUAGACCGAAAGUUGGCAACAACAGUUACUACCUUAAGAACUGUGAUUGAUGUUUUCUAUCUCAUACACAUGGCUCUCCAAUUUCGUACCGCUUAUAUUGCUCCAUCUUCUCGUGUCUUUGGGCGGGGUGAGCUUGUGAUAGAUUCAGCACAGAUAGCCAAGCGUUACUUGCGGCGUUAUUUCAUCAUUGAUUUCCUAUCUGUGUUGCCGAUACCACAGAUUGUGGUUUGGAGAUUUCUUCAGAGGUCAAAAGGUUCAGAUGUACUAGCAACAAAGCAGGCCUUGUUGUUCAUUAUCUUGCUUCAGUAUGUUCCUAGAUUUCUCCGAAUGGUACCAUUGACUUCAGAGCUUAAGAGAACAGCUGGUGUCUUUGCUGAAACCGCAUGGGCAGGUGCUGCAUAUUAUUUGCUGCUAUACAUGCUUGCCAGUCAUAUAGUUGGUGCUUUUUGGUACUUGUUAGCUAUUGAACGCAAUGACUCAUGCUGGCAGAAAGCUUGUAGUGACAAUGGGUUCAAUAAAAAUUUCCUAUAUUGUGGGAACCAGCACAUGGUAGGUUAUAGUGACUGGCAAAAUAGGAGUGAAGCUAUUCUUAAUUCAAGUUGCUCUGCAGAUGGUGAUCAUCCACCUUUUGAUUAUGGAAUUUUCGAGCAAGUCUUGUCAUCUGGCAUCAUUUCAUCUAAGAAGUUCAUCUCCAAAUACUGUUACUGUUUAUGGUGGGGGCUCCAGAAUUUGAGUACACUUGGCCAGGGGCUUCAAACUAGCACCUAUCCUGGGGAGGUUAUCUUUUCAAUAGCACUAGCUAUAUUUGGCCUCAUCCUCUUUGCGCUUCUAAUUGGCAACAUGCAGACAUAUCUUCAGUCUCUCACCAUCAGGCUUGAGGAAAUGAGAGUCAAAAGGCGUGAUUCAGAACAGUGGAUGCAUCAUCGCUUACUCCCGCAAGAGCUUAGAGAGCGUGUGAGACGGUAUGACCAAUAUAAGUGGUUGGCAACGCGUGGUGUAGAUGAAGAAAAUUUAGUUCAGAGUCUACCAAAGGAUCUUCGAAGGGAUAUUAAGCGACAUCUCUGUUUGGCCUUAGUGAGGAGGGUUCCACUAUUUGAGAGUAUGGAUGAGAGAUUGCUUGAUGCAAUAUGUGAGAGACUGAAACCAUGUUUAUUUACGGAGAAUACUUACAUUGUUCGGGAAGGAGAUCCUGUUGAUGAGAUGCUUUUCAUCAUACGUGGUCGCCUUGAGAGUGUUACCACGGAUGGUGGGCGGAGUGGAUUUUUUAACCGCAGUUUUCUAAAGGAGGCUGACUUCUGUGGGGAGGAGCUUUUAACCUGGGCCCUGGAUCCCAAAUCUGGUUCUAACCUCCCAUCUUCUACUAGAACAGUUAAGGCAUUAAUGGAGGUUGAGGCUUUUGCCUUAACUGCUGAUGAGUUAAAAUUUGUUGCCAGUCAGUUUAGGCGCCUUCACAGUAGACAGGUUCAACACACUUUCCGUUUUUACUCCCAACAAUGGAGGACCUGGGCUGCAUGCUUUAUUCAAGCAGCAUGGCGUCGGUAUUCUAAAAAGAAAAUUAUGAAGCUUCGUCAAAAGGAAGAAGAUGAGUCAGAGGGAGCUCAUGAAAAUGUUGGUGGCAGUUCCUACAGCUUUGGUGCUGCCUUGUUAGCCUCAAAGUUUGCGGCACACACUCUUCGUGGUGUACAUCGCAAUCGCCUUGCUAAGACUGCCAGGGAGUUAGUGAAACUACAGAAACCCCCUGAGCCUGACUUCUCUGCAGAUGAUGCAGACUAAAAUUUUCAUGUGUAACUACUCUCUUAAAAUGCUUGUUUUCAUUGACUAUUGUGAUUGAAUUUGUGAUGAAAGUUCAAAAGCAAUGUAUUAUACAAUUAUCCUGGUUACAGUUGCAAGGGUUUCAAGACUUGUAAUGACUCUUCAUCUGUUAACCUUGUAAAUUAUAGUAUAUUGUAAUAUUAUACAUUGAGCCAACUGGCUGUCAUUAGGCCUUCCACCGAGCAUGUAACUGAUGUACUGUUCUCAAGUUUAUUAUUGAAGUUACUGGUUGGCAGAAUCAAGGUCUGUCUGUCUUAUUUGAGAUCCUCAUGUAAUGUAAGAGACUUUUAAAUUUAAUAUGAUUGUGGUUUACCACUGGAAUCA